Molecule: messenger RNA, 3527 nt
Organism: Notolabrus celidotus (New Zealand spotty)
Lineage: Eukaryota; Metazoa; Chordata; Actinopteri; Labriformes; Labridae
Gene: strip1
Product: striatin interacting protein 1
Exons: 20
Coding region: 56-2503 (815 amino acids)
Biological process (GO): cytoskeleton organization
Cellular component (GO): cytosol
Source: RefSeq, a predicted model, not a curated record
UCAAAGUCUCGCAGAUCAACUCUCCUCUCGCGAGACUUCACACUGCCCAAAAAUUAUGGACGUCGGUGGGAACGGUGGUGGGCUUCCUGUAAACAAUAAACAGAGAGCUAUGAUACCGAACAAAAGCAGGGGUGAAUUUACCCGCAACCCCAGGAAAGAUUCAGAGGGGCUGUCUGAGUCGCCGGACCUCGAGUUUGAAUAUGCUGAUACAGACAAGUGGGCUGCAGAGCUUUCAGAGCUGUACAGUUACACAGAAGGACCAGAGUUUGCUCUCAACAGGAAAUGUUUUGAGGUGGAGUUUAGGACACAUGUUGCGGAGAAGAAGUGGACAGAGCUUGAUGCAGCUGAGCACAGAGCUCACGCCAUGCGCCUGUUGGACGGUCUGGAGGUGAUCGCACGGGAGAAGAGGCUGAAAGCUGCCAGAGCCAUUCUUUACAUGGCUCAAGGAACGUUUGCAGAUUGCAACUCUGAGGCUGAGGUGCAGCACUGGAUGAGAUACAACAUCUUUCUGCUGCUGGAUGUGGGCACCUUCUCUGCUCUGGUGGAACUGCUCAACAUGGAGGUCGAUAACAGCGCUGCCUGCAGCAGUGCUGUCAGAAAACCUGCCAUCUCCCUCGCUGACAGUACGGAUCUCAGAGUGCUGCUUAAUAUAAUGUACCUGAUGGUGGAAACGAUACAACAAGACGACCCAGCUGACAAACCUGAAUGGAAAAUAAUCAGGGAUACAUUCAGAGCAGAGCUGGGCUCUCCUCUGUUCAACAACGAACCCAUUUCCGUCAUGCUUUUCGGUAUGGUCACUAAGUUCUGCAGCGGUCACGCUCCUCACUUCCCAAUGAAGAAGGUGUUAUUGCUGUUGUGGAAGAGUAUACUGUUCACACUCGGAGGGUUUGAGCAGCUCCAGAGCAUAAAGGUUUGUAAGCGUGAGGAGUUGAGUCUCCCUCCUCUCCCGGAGGACAGCAUCCGAGUCAUACGCAGCAUGAGAGCUGCUUCUCCUCCUGCGUCUGCGUCCGACCUCAUAGAGCAGCAGCAGAAGCGGGCGCGCCGUGAACACAAGUCUUUGAUCAAGCAGGACAACCUUGACGCCUUCAAUGAGAAGGAUCCGUACAAGGCGGAUGAUUCCCGCGAGGAUGAGGAUGACAACGACGACAAUGACAACUCGAUAGAGACGGAGACUUUCCCUCUAGAGAGGGACGAGGUGAUGCCUCCGCCUAUUCCUCACCCUCCGUCAGAGAGGGUGUCCUUCCCCAAAGGUCUGCCCUGGGCUCCUAAAGUCAGGGAAAAGGAUAUUGAAAAUUUCCUGGAAUCAAGCAGGAGUAAAUUUAUUGGUUACACGCUUGGAAAUGAUACAGAUACUGUUGUCGGCUUGCCAAGACCAAUUCAUGAGAGCAUAAAGACUUUAAAGCAGCAUAAGUACGUCUCCAUAGCUGAGAUACAGAUUGCUAAGGAGGAGGAGUUUCAGAAAACCCCUCUAUCUGGGGGUGAAGAGGAGGUGGAGAUGUCCUCCACUGAGCUGCUUUAUCAGGGAAUCUUGCCUAGUUUGCCUCAAUAUAUGAUUGCUCUGCUGAAGAUCCUCCUCGCAGCUGCUCCCACUUCCAAAGCCAAGACAGACUCCAUCAACAUCCUGGCAGACGUGCUGCCGGAGGAGAUGCCGACCACAGUGCUGCAAAGCAUGAAACUCGGUGUUGAUGUGAACCGACACAAAGAGAUCAUCGUGAAGGCGAUCUCUGCCAUCCUGCUGCUACUUCUCAAACACUUCAAACUUAACCACAUCUACCAGUUUGAGUACAUGGCUCAGCACCUGGUGUUUGCCAACUGCAUCCCUCUCAUCCUCAAGUUCUUCAACCAGAACAUCAUGUCUUACAUCACAGCUAAAAACAGCAUUUCAGUGCUGGACUUUCCUUACUGCGUGGUGCACGAGCUCCCAGAGUUAACUGCAGAGAGUUUGGAAGCGGGAGACAACAAUCAGUUCUGCUGGAGGAAUCUGUUUUCCUGCAUUAACCUGCUCAGGAUCCUCAACAAACUGACCAAGUGGAAGCAUUCAAGAACAAUGAUGCUCGUGGUGUUCAAGUCCGCUCCCAUCCUGAAGAGGGCGCUGAAGGUUAAGCAGGCCAUGAUGCAGCUUUAUGUCCUCAAGCUGCUCAAAGUGCAGACUAAAUACCUCGGGCGCCAGUGGAGGAAGAGCAACAUGAAGACCAUGUCGGCCAUCUAUCAGAAGGUCCGCCAUCGGUUGAAUGAUGACUGGGCCUACGGAAAUGAUCUGGAUGCUCGACCCUGGGACUUCCAGGCAGAGGAGUGUGCUCUGAGGGCCAAUAUCGAACGCUUCAACAGUCGCCGAUAUGACAAGAAUCACACUAACCCAGACUUCCUGCCUGUGGAUAACUGUCUGCAAAGCGUUCUGGGACAACGGGUGGACCUCCCUGAGGACUUUCAAAUGAACUAUGACCUUUGGCUGGAGCGAGAGGUUUUCUCCAAACCCAUUUCUUGGGAAGAGCUGCUACAGUGAGAACCAACGAUUAACAGUUUGAAUCAAAAAGAGCUGACAGGAUCACAGGUCACAGCAUUAUGUUUCAUGUACUGUAGAGACUCAAGGACAGCCCAGGUGUAUACUUAAAAUCAUCACGUUUUACACUUGAAUCAACGCUCACACAAUAAAUGAACUCCUUUUCCUUAAUAAUGACAGUUUUUACUGAAAUGAUUUUAGAGCUUAAUCUUUUUCCUAUUGUGGACCUGAGCUCGACCUAGCACUACCCUUGCUCUAAGUGCUUCUUACCUGCUACAGAAGGUAGUACGUUUGAUCUUUAAGCACUACAUGACACUCUUCAUUUUAAAGAUGUUUCUUUGGGUUAAAUGGUUUAAAUGAACUGCUUAGACUGAGGUGUGAGCGCUUUGUUGAGAUCAAUCUUGGCACAUUUCAUAUGUUAGCAGGUAUGACAUUCCAGAUACAUCCUCUGGGUUAUAUUAUGGAGAUGUAAGGAGUGGUGGUUUUUAGUCACAAUUUCUGUAUGUAUAAACAAACAAUGCAUUACCUUUUAAAAGUUCUUACCUUAGGGAGUUACACUUCUGUUUACCCAACUCUGUUCUCUCACACUUGACCUGUGUUUUAUUUGCAUUCUGAAUUUCUCUCCUGAGUGCUGCCUACACACCUUUGCUCUGGGACCAUGAAGGCAUCAGGGUGAGUGGACAUCAAAUUAAAGCCUUUUUUUGUUUUUUAAACCGAUAACUGCAAGUUCUUAAUCUUCUUUGUUGCGUACGAAGCUGGAUUCACACUUUUCCCGAAAGCAGACACAUUUAAAUCUCUGGUUUGAGACCUGUUGUCUUUGAGUUUCACUUACCUCAGACUGAACUGAGGGAGGAACUCUUUUUAUUUACAUAACCAUUUUCCUCUGUCUUUUUCUACUUUCUGCUUUUUGUGUUUUAUGAAAGAGGUUGAAGUGCUGAGAAAACAUGUCAAUUGUAAGACUUAUUUAUCAUGCCUUUCUCUGUGUUUUACAUUGACUUAAAUACUGUAAUAAAAUCAGUGUCCAAUA